Messenger RNA from Chionomys nivalis (European snow vole), 2100 nucleotides. Its product is annotated as sodium-dependent glucose transporter 1C-like. The record is from RefSeq and is a predicted model, not a curated record. The transcript has 5 exons. NCBI's taxonomy places the organism in Eukaryota, Metazoa, Chordata, Mammalia, Rodentia, Cricetidae. Bases 157 to 2100 code for a protein of 647 amino acids.
ACCACGCUGGUCCUAUAUGCCGCCUUCGUGGGGCUGGGAAUAAGCAUUGCUAUCCUUGGGCCAACAUUUCCAGAUCUGGCAAGAAAUGUGAACCAAAACAUCAGCAGUCUGUCUAUCAUUUUUGUGGGCCGUGCCUCUGGAUUUGUAUGCGGCACCAUGAUUGGUGGAGCUCUCAUUGACUAUAUGAAUCAUUUUUUACUUUUGGGUGUGUCGAUGUUGGCUACCACCGUUGGGUUUUAUUUCAUUCCUUUCUGCAAGAAGGCAGUCUUACUGGUUGUCAUGAUGUCUGUCUUUGGUGCUUCGGUUGGUGCUGUGGAUACAGGUGGGAAUGUCCUCAUCUUGACUCUUUGGGGAGACAAAGGAGCCCCACACAUGCAGGCCUUGCACUUCAGUUUCGCCUUGGGUGCCUUCCUGGCUCCCCUGCUGGCUAAAUUGGCCUGGGGUACGUCAGAAUCCACUCAGAACCACACAGAGUCCGACUUUGAAUCUCUAAUGCUGAACCGAUCCUCUGAAGCCAGCCCAGACUCUCUGUUUGCGGUACCCGAGGACAAGAAUCUGCUGUGGACGUAUGUUUCCAUCGGCACCUAUGCGCUAGUAGUUUCUGUCUUUCUGUUUGGUCUGUUUUGUAAGAAACGCUCAAGGCAGAAAAAAUCCACAGAAUCUAGUCAGAGAGUUCGAAGAGCUAAAUAUCAUUGGGCCCUGCUCUGCCUCCUCUUCAUCUUCUUCUUCUUUUAUGUUGGAGCUGAAAUAACAUUUGGUUCUUACAUAUUCUCCUUUGCCACCACCCAUGUUGGUAUGAAAGAAACUGAAGCAGCCGGCUUGAACUCUGUCUUUUGGGGGGCCUUCUCAGCCUGCAGGGGUCUGGCCAUCUUCUUUGCCACAUUCUUACAGCCUGGAACCAUGAUUGUGUUGAGCAAUGUUGGCAGCCUUGCUUCAUCUUUGUUUCUGGUGCUUUUUGACAAGAAUCCUCUCUGCCUCUGGAUCGCGACUGCUGUGUAUGGAGCCUCGAUGGCAACCACAUUUCCCAGUGGCAUUUCCUGGAUUGAGCAGUACACCACCUUAACUGGGAAGUCUGCAGCAUUCUUUGUAGUUGGUGCCUCUCUGGGGGAAAUGGCUUUUCCUGCAGUCAUCGGAAUCAUUGAGAGACACUAUCCAGGACUGCCAGUGGUUCUGUAUGUCUGUUUCACAUCAGCCAUCUUCACUGGAGUUCUUUUUCCUGUGAUGUAUAAAUUAGCCACCUUACCCCUGCGUCACCAGGCAAAAGAAAGGAAGAGUGAGGAUGGAAGAACUUUGCUUUCCAGCUCUAGGCUCAAUGACUGUGAGGCGGAAAAGAAAUGGAAAGACACAGAAAAACAGAAUGGAACACAUUCUGAGGCGCCCUGCGAUCCGGAGGGCGGUGCCCUGGAGCCGCACCUGCCGGGUGGGAAGGCUCGGCUCGAGCGUCACGCUCCCUCGGGCUGGUCCCGGGGUUGUCACCCCGGGAGACUCUGGGGCUCGUGGGCGGGGCCGGGCACAGCCCAGCACGCCCGAGGCUGGGGUGCACGGAGCUCCGAGGGUAGAGAGCGUCGUGGAGCCGCCACGCUGGAAUUGGAACUGGAGUUCCGUGAGGCCGGAGGGCAGCGGCUCCUCCGGGCCGAUCCGAGGCCAGAGAAAGAGUCCGAAGCUGUGGCCUCCGGGCGGAAAAGCCGUGCCGAGAACGUGCUGCGCUGGUUCACCACCGUGGUGCUGUGUGCCGCCUUCCUGGGGCUGGUGAGAGCUGGGUUUGAAACUCUCUCUGGCCAAGGCUGGAGCAAGCGUCCUGCAGGGAACGUGGUCUGCUUAGUGCCCGGUGCCUUGCGUGACCUUUGGGUGCCUUGGUUAAUCCCUUGGGUCUCAGUUUUGUCAUCUGGAAAAAGUGGGCAGAACUCUAAUCGUGGAGGGUUAUUGUCAGACUCAUUUAAAAAUACGUUUUCAAACAUGAGCAAACCUACUUUCCUGGGGCAAAGGGGAGACACAGGAGGGGAGCCCAGGCCUUUACCAGCUCUCUUUUGCUCCCACCCACUGAAGCUCCAAAUCGACCACAGAAAAGCUUUGAGAAAUUGCCUCUUCCUGGAGCCCUGA